CUGUGUUUAUCUUCCGUUCUUCUUCUUCUUCCUCUGUUCAAGGUUCAAGGUUCAAGGUUGAAGGGUUCAAGUCUUCCCUGCUUUUACGUCUGUUAAACAUCUACAUCACAAUCCUGUUCAGCCCAUUUGGAAGUUGUCAUCGUCGUUAUCGUUAUAUAUAUUAACCCCAUUUCAUUUCCUUUAUCUGGGCCUUCUUCCUUCUUCCUUCCUUGCUAACUUCCUUGCUCUCCUUUCCUUUCAAUUCCUUUCUUGUUACUACUACUACUACUACUACUACUACUACUAUUACUACUAUAUAUCCAUACAUUAGCUGGAUAGGGGACCAAAAGCUGACAAGGAGUUAAGAAAAUGGUAGUGGUGGCCUCUCCUACCAGAAUUAUGGUUGGAGAAAAGAUUGGUCGAGGUGCCAUCGGCGCCGGCGUCGGCGUCUGCGGAGGCGGAGGAGGAGGACAUGUUCCGGUGGUGGAUCUCUCACGAAUGAGGACACAGGUGAGAGAGAUGAUUAUGAAAGCGUGUCAAGAAUAUGGUUUCUUCAAGGUGGUGAAUCAUGGGGUACCAAGGGACAUCAUAGCUAGGAUGGAGAAUGAAGGGUUCGACUUCUUCCGCAGACCUGUACCAGAGAAGGAGAUAGCAGGACCCGCCAAUCCUUUUGGGUAUGGUAGCAAGAACAUCGGCUUCAAUGGUGAUGUGGGUGAAGUCGAGUAUCUCCUCCUUCACACCAACCCUCUCUCUGUUUCUCAGGCCUCUAAAGCCAUUUCCUCAGACCCCUCCAAUUUCAGUUCUGUGGUGAAUGACUACAUAGAUGCAGUUAGAGAUCUUGCAUGUGAGAUACUGGAUCUAAUGGCAGAGGGAUUGAGGGUCCCAGACAAGUCAGUCUUAAGCAGCCUCAUCAGAGACGUUGAUAGUGACUCUCUCAUCAGGCUCAAUCACUAUCCAUCAUCAUCAACCAGGGAUACCAAGGAACACCGUGUCCGGGUCGGGUUUGGUGAACACUCCGACCCACAGAUACUGACACUACUGAAAUCCAAUGAAGUGGGUGGCCUUCAGAUCUCAUUGGAAGAUGGGGUAUGGGUCCCUGUACCUCCUGACCCUUCCUCUUUCUGUGUCAACGUGGGCGACCUUUUGCAGGUGUUGACAAAUGGGAGGUUUGUGAGUGUAAGGCACAGGGCCAUGACGAGUAGCAGCACAAGGAAGUCAAGGAUGUCGAUGGUGUACUUUGGGGCACCACCACUACACAAAUGUAUCUCUCCUCUACCAGAGACGAUAACAGCUGAAAGACCUAGCCUCUACAGACCCUUCACUUGGGCUGAGUUCAAGAAAGCUGCUUAUUCUCUACGCUUGGGAGACUCUCGUGUUGACCUCUUCAGGACCCAUCACCCUCACUGUGACUUGGCCGCGUCGUUGUCUCCUCCACAAUAACCCAAACCCAAAUCCCCAUUUUCAAUCUCUCUUCUUCUUUCUUGCUGUACAUAUAAUGGAUGGAUAAUGAAGAGAAGAAGGAUUAUUUAAGUGAAAUAUAUGUUUUUAUGUUGUUCCAAAUGGGGAGUUUUGUUUUUGUUCUAUGUGUCCCCCCAUUUUCUCUUGCAGGGUUGUGUUUGGUUUCAUCCCAUGGUGGUUGUAAAAUUUGUAGUGGUGUGGUGUAACUAAGAAGAUGGUAGAAGUUAAUGUAUUAGAAGAUGUUUUGGUUAA
This is a messenger RNA of Macadamia integrifolia, 1689 nucleotides long. Its product is annotated as gibberellin 2-beta-dioxygenase 2-like. Bases 349 to 1419 code for a protein of 356 amino acids. The transcript is spliced from 3 exons. The record is from RefSeq and is a predicted model, not a curated record. Lineage: Eukaryota; Viridiplantae; Streptophyta; Magnoliopsida; Proteales; Proteaceae. Gene Ontology annotation, biological process: response to light stimulus; gibberellin catabolic process.